This is a messenger RNA of Podospora anserina S mat+, 1059 nucleotides long. RefSeq lists its product as uncharacterized. NCBI's taxonomy places the organism in Eukaryota, Fungi, Ascomycota, Sordariomycetes, Sordariales, Podosporaceae. Bases 1 to 1059 code for a protein of 352 amino acids. The record is from RefSeq and is a predicted model, not a curated record. The transcript has 2 exons.
AUGUCACCUCUCAUCACUUCCACGGGCAAGCCCCGCGUCAUUCUCGGCUUGAUGACCUUUGGCCCAGAUGAGGAAACCGGCGCCAGAAUAACCGACGUGGGGGAGUACAACCGCGUUCUGGACCUGCUGCAGAGCAGAGGUUACAACGAGGUCGACACAGCGAGGCUGUACAUCGGGGGCAAGCAGGAAGCCUUCACUGCGGAGACGAACUGGCAACAGAGGGGGCUGACUCUGGCGACCAAGGUGGUGUACCCCAAGGAUGGAGGAGAGAACACCAAGGAGAAAGUCCAGGAAAGCGUGGCCAUCAGCUUGAAGGAGCUGAAGGCUGAGGCGGUGGAUAUCUUGUACUUGCAUGCUGCUGACCGCUCCACUCCCUUUGCGGAAACACUCAAGGCCAUCAACGAGCUUCACAAAGCCGGCAGGUUUGUCACUUUUGGCAUCUCCAACUUUACCGCCUUCGAGGUUGCCGAGAUUGUCCUUACGUGCAAGUACAACGGCUGGGUCAGGCCAACCUUGUACCAGGGCAUGUACAACGCCAUCACUCGCUCUCUGGAGCCCGAGCUGAUCCCCGCGCUGAGACGCUACGGCCUCGAUCUCGUGGUCUACAACCCCCUCGCCGGCGGUCUCUUUUCGGGCAAGAUCAAGACCAAGGACUUUGUGCCUGCCGAGGGGAGGUUCAGCGACAGCACCACCACGAUGGGCAAGAUGUACCGCAACAGGUACUUCAAGGACUCCACCUUCCAGGCGCUCAAGAUUGUGGAGGAGGCGGCGGAAAAGGCGGGCAUCACGCUCAUCGAGGCGGCGUUGAGGUGGGUGGUGCAUCACUCGGCGUUGAACAUCAAGGCCGGGAACGACGGGGUGAUCAUUGGGGUUAGCAGCUACGAGCAGCUGAAUGGCAACUUGACGGAUCUGGAGAAGGGACCGUUGCCGGAGGAGGUGGUGAAGGCGUUUGAUGAGGCGUGGAAGGUGAACAAGGCUGAUACGGUGAACUACUGGCACGGGGAGGUCAAGUAUGGGUAUGAUACGAGGGAGGCGCUUUUUGGAGCUGGUGCUAAAUAA